Messenger RNA from Oncorhynchus kisutch (coho salmon), 4457 nucleotides. RefSeq names its product collagen alpha-1(XXIII) chain. Bases 234 to 1703 code for a protein of 489 amino acids. Lineage: Eukaryota; Metazoa; Chordata; Actinopteri; Salmoniformes; Salmonidae. The transcript has 24 exons. The record is from RefSeq and is a predicted model, not a curated record.
UAAAUCAUUCGACCUGAGAGCGCGUGAGCGCAACUACACAGCCUACGCUACUGUUGCGUCCAGCUUUCCUCCCCAUUCACUUAUACUCAGAUGUAAACGUUCAUUCUAGUGAUGCCGCUGAUGCUGUAACAAAGUGGCAUUUUAAAAAAUCGAUUAUUUCUAGCAGGAAAUGUUGCACACAGGAAAAGUGUUUACAAUUUAUUUCUAGUAGUUUUUUGGCUGCCAACGUCAGGAUGGGAUCCCACGCAAAGUCAGCGAAUAAGAAGGCCAAGGAAUCUAUCAACUGCCUCAAAUCAAACUUUUCAUAUUGUUUAGUCGGGAUGUUAAUUGUCUUUUGUAUCAUGCUGUCGGUGUGUUCUAUGGCGUUUUGUUUUUUGGUCAAUUUCAAGACAUCUUACCUGGAGUACAGAGUGCAUACAUUGGAGAUGGAGAGAAUGUUCCUGAUCCAUCCCGAUGCAUCCGCGCAGGAUGAGAAUGGAACAGUACCUGGUCUCCAGGAUAUCAUUGAAAAAAUUGUGCAAGAGAGACUGACCAUAGCACUGCCCAAACUUCGCACUGCCAGGGAGGUCAUUCAAGAGUGCUCCUGUCCUCCAGGGCCUCCAGGAAAACGGGGAAGGCUGGGAAGACAAGGCGACCCUGGAUCUCCAGGUGAUCAGGGUCAGGCUGGCCCUCCCGGCCCCCCAGGGCCCCCUGGCUCAACCGGCCUCAGAGGACCAUCUGGGAACACAGGGAAGGAUGGGCCCAGAGGUCACCUUGGGGAGCAGGGUCCACCUGGUCGAGAUGGAACUGAUGGAUUAGAGGGACAAAUGGGUCCUCCUGGACGACAGGGUGAGGAUGGACAGCAUGGCAUGCUUGGACCACAGGGACCUCCAGGGCUAAAGGGGGAGCCGGGGCAUGCUGGCGACCAGGGCAGGAGUGGCCUUGAUGGACUACCAGGGAUGAAGGGGGAGAAGGGAGACACAGGGCCUCAGGGGGACACGGGCUUACCCGGAGAGAAGGCUGUUCUUGAGUCCUAUGACAUCGGCCUUGGCCAUGUCUUUCAGGGCCCCCCAGGGCCACCAGGAGGACAAGGGCCAAAGGGAGAAUCAGGCUCACAUGGUGCACCUGGAGCUGAUGGGGAUAGGGGAGCCAAAGGGGAGAGAGGUGAUGACGGGAUGCCUGGAGUGGCAGGGGAAAAGGGAGAGAGAUGUCUGACGGGCUUAACUGGGCUUGUGGGAGCUGACAGCAAAAAAGGAGCGAGAGGAGAUUCAAGGUUUGAGGACAAUCUGGCCCAGAUCAUCUCUAUCGCAGGCCCUCCGGGGCCCCCCGGACCUCCUGGGCUCCAAGGAUUCAUGGGACAUCAUGGAAUGCCUGGCCCCAAGGGGGAACCAGGAGACAUAGUGAGCGGAGAAAAGGGGGAUGCAGGUGACAGAGGACCUCCUGGGUUAAGGGGUAUUCAGGGUCUUCCAGGUUCUACAGGAUUGGUUGGUCUCCCUGGCACCAUAGGGAGAAAGGGAGAGCAAGGAUUGCCGGGAUUGGAUGGUUUCCCCGGGCUGAUGGGAGAAAAGGGGGACAGAGGGGACCGAGGAGAUAAGGGUGACAGGGGGAUGCUGGGAAAGAAGGGACUGAAGGGACAGAAGGGCGAGGAGGGCCCCCCUGGACUGGACCAGCCCUGUCCUGUGGGUCGGGAUGGAUUGCCCAUACCAGGGUGUUCGCAUAAGUGAUGAGUUACCUGGUACAUGGGAUCUGUACAUAUCGAUAUAUAUUUGUCAACUAAAAUUCAAGUGUAGUUUUUUUGUUGUUGCCAAUUCCUAUUUAAUAUGUUGAGGUUUUCAUAUUGGAAUUCACAAUCAAUAUUUUUUACUUUUUGCAUAUGAAAAGAAAACAUGUUUUUUUUAUAAGGUUUAGAGAUUAGGUAGAGGAAAGAUCUAGUGCACACAAAGAAGGAGACUGGUUACAAAUGGAAAGGAGCAGCAAAUGAAAUACAGUAUUAACCUGAAAUACAGUAUGAUUGACUGUCUAACAGACUCACUAGUGUUCCCACAUGGAGAUCCAGCAUUGGAGUGUGCAACUCAGCCUGCACCUUGCAAAUGAUUCUACUACAUCACUCCUGUGAUUGUUGUUUGCUUUGAAAGGACCAACCGUCACGGCAUGGACCCAAUGCCAUGCGCCUAUCCCAACCUUAGGAAAGGUACAGAUGUAGGGUCUUAAUUUGAUCCAGUUUGCUACAGCAGGAACAUAAUCCUGCAGCAACAGGACAUGUGAAUUAUUAUGUGGAUUAUAAUUACUUGACAUUUUUUGUAGGGGUUGAUAAACAUUUUGUUAUGGCAAAUCAAGUUUGACAUUUUUAAGUGGAAAUUACCAACUUUAGGAGCCUUUUUAAACAUCAAAUACAUCACACGUUUGCGUGUCCUGCCGUGCAGGAAAAUUCUCAGCCACAAAAGAGUGAUCAAAUUAAGAUCCUUCAUCUGUAUGGGGAAGCGCAGAUGAUGGCCCUCACCAUGGAAUCUUUGUUUGCAAUAAUGGUCCCAAAUGUGCUUAAUGUUUAGAUCAUUAUCGGUCUAAACCGUUUUAGGAUGUUUAUGAUGGUUUCAAAGUUUUUACCUAUUGUUGCAUCAAAUGCUUUUUUUCAUUCCUCUGAGUGCUCUAACCAUGCUAUGUGGAAUUAAUUGACACAGAACACUGUACAACUUUUAGAAUUAGGCCUAACAUGGAAAAUGUAUGAUAAUAAUAAUACAAAUGUUUUGAAGACUUUUUACAUCUGACAUCAAGGUAAACAAAAACAUCUACCUAUCAAACCUACCUGUUUGGCUGAUUGGGUUAAAUGUUUGUUCUAGGAACAUGCCGUUUUUAAUGAAGUUGUCUGUCAUAUUAAAUACUAUUUCAAAUGCUAAUUGUUGUAUUCUUAAUUAUGAAGUUCAAGUUGCAUUGUACUUUAUAAUGUUGGUGGCCAACUUUUUUCAUUUUUCUUUCUUCAUUUUGUAAAUGCUGUCGGUUGGUGUCGGUUCUGUCCAUUGAGGUAUAAAACAACUGUAGACUGCUGCCAAGAUGGACGCCUGUUGUUUUCAACGUAAUCUACGUAAUCAUGUUUGCAUACGCCGUUUUGUGGUCACUGCCAUCUGCUUUACAGAUAACGCCUGCGCACUAGCAUUCAGUGCGCACUGGAGCAAGCGCAAGCAGCGACAAUGUCGUCACGUCAGCCAGAUGAUUGGCAGGCAAUUGAUGAAUAUUAAAUGUUCAUAUUUCCGGCUGUGAAGGAUGAAGAAAAAAACGGCCUUGAAGACAAUUACUGGAAAAAUCAUUGGAGGUUGCUGAGGGGAGGACGACUCAUAAUAAUGGCCGGAACAGAGCAAAUACCAUUCCACUCAUUCCGCUCCAGCCAUUGCCACGAGCCCAUCCUCCCCAGUUAAGGUGCCGCCAACCUCAUGUGAAUUCAAUGGAUAUGUUAGCCACAAAGGUGAUAACAAAAGUGUCAUUUUAGGAAUAGGGUCGUCUAUGGGAAUUGUCCUUUUGGUUUAGGCUUUAUUUACACUGCAGUACAAAAAGUGCCCUCUGAGCACAGUGUUCCAAACAAGAACCGUGGCAGGACCAAGUUUGGGAAAGACUUGAUCUACACAAUAUAAAUGCUACUGGUGUGAACCAGAUGGACUACUGCCAUCAUUGCGGGUGUGAUCAUCAGACCAAUCAACGAUUCAGAACUUUCUGAGAUCAACCAACCAGCUCGAGGACCUGCUGCUCUAUUUUUGAGUUUUUAACUACAAUGUUUUGUCCUAUCUGUUAUUUGUGUAAAGGCUGGAAUGUCUGAUGAAUUUAUGAUUUGUGCCUUAGUAGGUCUAUUGCCUAGCCUGCUUUGUGUAGCAUUCAACUGAAAUGUGUCUUCCGCAUUUAACCCAACCCCUCGAUUAAGGCAACGGGGGCCUGCCUUCAUCGACAUCCAUGUCAUGGGCGCCCGGGGAAAUGUGUAUGUUGUUUUGUUUUAUGAGGACCACAACGGAAAUACGUUUGAACUUUUUACUUAAAUGCAUUAAUCCACAUGCAUGGUUGUAUUGUGUUUUUAAAUUGUCAAAUAACAAAACAAGUAAAAGUUAAUUGAUGUUAUAAGAAGCUAGCUAAUCUGUUGUAAGAAUCUUUAGCGAUAGCUCUAUCUACAUAUCAGGAACUUUGUCAUUCCUCCUCAGACCUCACCCCUCCCCUAGUCAAAUAUCAAAUUGCACCAGUCAAGCAUCACCCCUCCUCCUCACUUGUGAAGUGUCACCCUCAGCCCUGCAUUGGUCAGUUAUCACCCCUGAUCUGGUCAAGCCUAACUUCUUCUCACCCCUUACCCUUCCACUCUUUUAUUCACAAUGAUAAGCUUUUCAUUAGCUGAAAUACAUGCAAAGCGCCAACAACCACAAUAACAUGUAGAAGUAGAAGAUUGGGAAAUUGUAUCUGCCAAUUCUGAUUUAUCAUAAUUAGCUACGAUUAAAUUAAUUUCAAUG